This is a messenger RNA of Ornithodoros turicata, 1432 nucleotides long. RefSeq lists its product as uncharacterized. Bases 327 to 788 code for a protein of 153 amino acids. NCBI's taxonomy places the organism in Eukaryota, Metazoa, Arthropoda, Arachnida, Ixodida, Argasidae. The transcript has 2 exons. The record is from RefSeq and is a predicted model, not a curated record.
UGCGGGAGGCACGCUGGCAGACGGUCACAGAAGCGAGGAGCGAUGAAGCGGGCAGACGACCAGCAGCUCUGAUGUAAGGCAAUAAACUUUGUUUCUUUUGUUCAACUGCUGUGUCAGUGUUCUUCGGGGUUACGGCGGGGUCGAAUACGGAACCACCCCGGGUUUGUGGGCCGAGGUUCCCACAAAACUGGCGCCCAACGUUGGUGUUGUCGACCCGUCGUACCGUUUUCCCCGGAGGGCACGGCAUAGUUGCAGUUAGUGUGCAUUUUUGUUUGUUUUUUCGUUCUGCCGCCGUCUGCGUUGCAACGCAGGUUCUUCGACCGGAGAUGCCUCCCAGGAAGAAGCACGACCCAGACAGUGACGAGGACGAGCCUGCGCCAGUGGCUGAGGACUUGCUUCGACAGAUGGCAUCCCUCUGUACGUUACUGACGCAGCAGCUUGGUAGCAGCACGCCCGCCGCCCAGCCGUCCCCGGACACGCAGCUGCGCCUGAACUUGCCGGUACCGACAUUUUCGGGCUACAGCGACUCCAAGUCGGCUGAACAUUUCCUCGCCGACUUGAGUGCUUACCAAACUGCCGUUGGAGCCACAGACGACGUCAUUCUGCGUCGAGUACUUCCCGCAGCGCUGAUGCCACGACCACCUGCAGCGAGAAGCCGUUCUCGACCCCAACCAUGGUACCGACCUCAGCGAUUCCCUAGGAACUCUCCUGCUCGGAGGCCUUCCCCGUCACCCCGACUUGUGAAUGUGGCUACCUGGACUGUCCUAGUUGAAGGCCGCAGUAUCUGAUACUGUUCCAGAACGAGAUGGCGCAACCAGGCGCGACCUCUCAUCGGUGACCCACCUGAUUUGCUACCAGAGCCCUUCCGCAGGCUGGGGUUGUCAAACAGACACCCCACCGAGCCUCCAGCGGUGUACACGGAACAAGACAGAAGCGCCCUCUGCCCCUUCUGCGGUGUUGCACUGAUCCACCCUCCGACCCAUAAUGCGGGAGCCCUUCACCUGCAUCGUAUCCAACAAGCCGCACAGCAGAGGGCAGCAGCUAUCAACGUGGCCUCCGCUCCUACACGUCGGGACAUAGUCGCUGCAGUGAACCUACUUCGGCAGCUGGCCCCCCAAGUUCUCGCUCGGCCAUCCUUCUCACCAGACUCUGAGGAUAUAAUCCUCUAUCUCCCCGAACUUCCGGACAUUUGACUCAAGGGGGGGAGAGUGUGGGGGGCGCUGAUAACCCGGCAACUUCCGCGCGAUAGCGCAGAUAGCGUAAGAGAUAAAAGAGCGAGCGCUCGGGAAAAGAGUGAUUCGUGCGGCAGGCACGCUGGCAGACGGUCACAGAAGCGAGGAGCGAUGAAGCGGGCAGACGACCAGCAGCUCUGAUGUAAGGCAAUAAACUUUGUUUCUUUUGUUCAACUGCUGUGUCAGUGUUCUUCGGGGUU